Suillus clintonianus is the source of this 5867-nucleotide messenger RNA. RefSeq lists its product as uncharacterized. Gene Ontology annotation, biological process: positive regulation of transcription by RNA polymerase I; DNA repair; DNA recombination. Gene Ontology annotation, cellular component: nucleolus. The transcript has 28 exons. The record is from RefSeq and is a predicted model, not a curated record. Lineage: Eukaryota; Fungi; Basidiomycota; Agaricomycetes; Boletales; Suillaceae. Gene Ontology annotation, molecular function: DNA ligase (ATP) activity; protein binding; zinc ion binding. Bases 1 to 5400 code for a protein of 1799 amino acids.
AUGACAGCUCUUCACCAAGCCGACCGUGCUUCCAGACCAACGGUCUCCGAUGAUGAAGAAGUACCCGAUAGAGAUGAGCCUGUUUUCAAGGUGGAGUCUACAGGGGCUACGCUCACGCCGCUACUGGCGGACGCUCUUGCUCGCGAGAUCCUCAAUCGUGUCGAUUCAUCCUCCUACCGUGUCAAAGGACGAAAAGGUGGCAACACUAAACAUGCCUUUGUCGCAUUGACCAAUGACUCGUACGAUUUAAUUGGGUACCUUGCUGAUGGCUACCAGGUAUCGCCUAUCUACUGCGCCGGGUCUCAUCUGCAGGGCCAGACUUGGUUCAAUCGCCUGGACCAGGUUGGGUGGCUGGUUAUCGAGGGAGACACCGCCUAUCUGUACCCGUUAUUCAAAGUGACGCCAACAGGUGGUGACUACAUCAGCGCGAUCACCUCUACUUACUGUAGACCCAGUGCGCAAGGUGAUCCACUGCCGACGUGGUUGCUGGAGGACUUACUGAACAAAACGCCAAUCGAAUUCUAUCCCGCGCCUUUUCCAUUCGGUUACCCACCCCCUGUCUAUCCCCAGGCCGUCGCCCCCUCGAUGCCAAGUGUUGUCGCAGCAUAUCCCUUAGAUUCCCUCCAGCCACCGCUCCCUUUGAUGCUGUGUUUGUCCACUAUCGCCUCUGCCAGCGGCAUCGGCGAGUUCACAGAGCCAGAUGAACCAAACGAGGCGCCUGUGAUGCACAUUACGUUCGCUACUGGGGAAUCCAUCGCUGCCGGAUGGCCGGUAUUCCGCGUGAAUGUACGCCUGCUCUUAUCUUUUCUCCCUCCUAACCAACGAAAACAGCUAUCCAAGUCCCUCGAGAAUACAAAAUCGGACCUGAAGAAGGUAGUCAAAGGUGCGAUGUCACCGCUCACCAACUUCUGCGCCGAGGACGAGAUGCUAGAGAGGAUUACCUACUUCAUUUCACAUUUGGAAUCUGGCGAUGUCCAUCAAGUGCAACGGGCCAUUCAAGAGCUCACGGUACACCAAUUAUUCAAAGAGCUUCUCUGGGCGUCGCUUUUUCAGCCAAUCAAGAGGUUAGCGUAUGGAUACCAACGAUCACCUACUUUAUUUCACUUUUACGUACAUUCGGCAUUCCCAGUCUUGCACAAGGAGUCUUUCUGGGAUGGUUACAAGGCGUAUAAAAAUCCAUCUGCAGCCGACGCGCCGUCGCCUGCAUCAGAUGGUCAGGGUUCGAAAUUUCCGUCGCCCUUCCACCGUGCCCGCCGCCAUAUUUCACCGCUUUUACUCCUCAACAUGUUUUCCAUUGCCGAACGCUAUGCACCAUCUUCCUCUCUCCCGUCAUCGCUGCUCCGAGAGCCAACCCCGAUGUGGACUGCAGGCGAUCAGUACUUUAACGUUGCCAAGACACUUCUCGACAACACCUAUGCAUCUUCCUUGCCAAGCACCGUCCAAGCUCUCCUAUUACCCGGGUACCGAGAGAUUGGGAUUGGUGCCAUGGCCAAGCCUGGGUGUACACGGGCGGAGGAGAUGGAGUUGUGGACCACUCAUGGGUCGCUGCCGCCUGAUACCCGCGGACAUGGGUACCCGCCUAGUGCAGAAGUGAGGUGUUCAAUAACCGGACGCGUGCUAUCUAGCUUUAAUGCAUCUGCAAUUCUCUCGACCAUUCUUUCCAAGCUCGUACAGUCGAUGUAUGCCAUCCAUCUGGUGACUUCUCGGCACGCCGAGGCGGCGCAACUUGAGGAGCUGUUGAAUAAGUGGUACCUCGAUUUGCCCGAGCAUUUGCAAUUGAAGCAGGGCGCAACUGUUCCGCCCCAUAUUCUGACGUUGCACAUGCAAUAUUGCGAACCACGUUUCGAAGUCUCCACCAAUGCAUCUUCUGCCACGUCCUUCGGGGGUGUACCCCCUGCCCGUGAAGCUCUCAACAUCGCUCUGCUAGCUUUGCCCUUGGUACAGGGCGUUGCGGCUGCAAUUCCAAUUGCCGGCCCUCCGAUGCAAACCGCUAUUAGUGGAUUAUUGACGAUCCUUCAAGCCAUAGAUAGACGUAUUCAGAAUAAGGCGGACCUAGAUUGCUUGAAGGAAAGACUCCAUAGACUUAGCUGCUAUCUCUGGAACGCACCAACCGCUCAGGAUCCCUUUGAACAACACCGGAGGGAAUCCAUAGUCAGGAUUCUGCAAAAGACUUCUGCCCAGCUGACAAGUCUGUAUAAGCGUGGCCUUGCAUACACAUCCGUCACACAGGCUAUCGCCGGAUGCUCCACCGAAAUUGACCGCUAUCUGUUGGAGUAUAUCUUAUUCCCUACACUACCAACUUGGUUCACGGCACCUUUGCGAGCUCGUAAUAAGCGCUCAGAUUCUGUAUACUAUCCCAACGGCUCACAUCACCGCAUUGACAAACCGCCCUCGUCACAACCAGACAUCCCACCCUUGCCUCAUGAGAGUACAUCUCUGGGCGUUGCACCUACAUCUUCACCACCUUCCGCACUUCAUCGUCACGGGGAUCACCACUUUCGCAGAGCGAGCGACGUACUCGUCGUUCUGCGUCAGGCUCACGCCUCAUCGAGAAAUCGUCGGCUCUCGAUGCCCAGUAUAUUCUCGCGAGCCCGCACUACUUCGACAACAGGCAAGAAGCAACCCAGUGGCAACCACGACGGAUCUUUGGACAAGUUUGGGCGCGUAAAUAGUAGGAGUUCCGCCAAAGAUGUCGCCAUUAGCUCCCUGACCAGUACUCAAGGGAAUGUACAGCGUCGACGCAGCGCUCGUCUCUCCGGUCACAACCCCCACCCGCGCGAAGUUCUAAGCCCGGAUUAUGUCGGUGUCGAACUGGGUAUUGGCGAGAGCUUGCUCAUCAAAGCUAUCAGCGAGUCCACAGGACGGAGUCUUGCAACAGUCAAAGCAGACCUCAAGAAAGAAGGCGAUUUCGGGCUCGUGGCAAUGGUGCUCUGUCUUACUUGCCUUGACCAUGACCACGCGAGCUUACUUCGUUCGCAGAACUCCAAAAACAGUCAGAAGACACUCUUUAAACCCAAGCCCCUCACGGUUCCUUUUGUCUUCUCAAACCUACGGGAGAUCGCGUUGUCAUCCGGACAUUCGCUCCAUUACCCCCCGUCACAGUCCCAGGCAAAGAAGGUGUCGAUCAUUACGAAGCUCCUCGCUGCGUGUCAAGACUUCGAGGAGCUGGAUGAACUCGAGAGCUGGAUGAAGUUCGAGAUACUGGUAGACCGUUAUAAGCGCGAUAUGCAGGCACGAAUAUCUUUGUGGUGCUCACUUGCUGAGCUGGGGUGGUCUGUCCCUCCGCGGGAAGCAAUGUCGAAGGCAGAGCUUGUAGAGGAGGAGAGACUCUACAGGGCUAUGCUAGAAGCGCGACGGUUUGCCCCUGAGGAGGACCUAACGCUCAUGGCCGCGGUCAAGGUCAUAAAUCACACUCCUUUCGUUCCCCGUCUGCCAAAGGAUGUCCCACUCCCGCCAAGUCCCGCAGAAUCCACAAGUCCGCCACCCCCAGUGAAGAAGAAAACUAGAAAGAACAAGACGAAAGAGACAGAGAAGGAGAAAGUUAAGGAAGGCGUGCAGGGGACGAAGAAGCAGGGAGAGCAAGAGAGGGAGAAUGCGAAUGAACAACACGGAAGCGGGGUGCCACAACUAGAGCCACUAAAACCUCUGACAUGGACAUCCCAGACUGAUUCGAACUCCAAUUCACAUCCACCAAUAUUCACGAAAGACGGGAGAAUUAAGAUACAUUCUACAUCAUCUGGCAAGGUGGUUUCUACAUUACCGGGGCCACAGGAUGAUGGUCACCAGGAUAUCAUCACAUCUGCUAUCCUCAGUGCACACAAUGCGUUUCAACUCAUCACCGCUUCUUUGGACGGCACUCUCAAAAUUUGGGAUUUUCUCGAAGGCAUAUUGUUACUCGCGAUCAACCUCGAGCAACCUAUCCAUCACGUGUCCGCUCAUGCAAAGAUAAAAGAUUACGUUUUUGUUGCCACUGCAAAAGCGAAGAAGGGAAGCGGAAAUGCUGAUGAGCAGCCAAAACAGAACCGGUCUGCGAAGGCUCCAUCAGAAGAGAGCUGUAUCAUCUUACGUGUGUCACUUAAGCCUCAAAAUCCCGCUUUUGGCGCGAAAUGGCACAAGUCAUCUCAGGUUACACCAGUAGGCAAGACCCGGUACACAGCAGGGCUUGCAGUAUCUGCAAGCGGUGAAUGGCUGAUUGCGGUCGCGGGUCACAAAGCCUAUGUUGCACAAGUUUCUGCAUUGAAGUCUGGAUUUACAAAAUACGUUUCAACCGAUGCAUUGACAUGUUUGGCGGUCCAUCCAAUAGAGGACUAUUUCGCGACGGGAGACGCAAAGGGUAUCGUGCGGCUAUGGUACUGCUUAAACCAGAGCAGGCCAGUAGUUGCUAACGUAGAAAAGCGAUCGCAAACCUCUAUGCUUCAUUGGCAUGUCCAUGCGAUUUCAUCUAUUGCGUUCACCACGAACGGAGCGUAUCUGCUAUCCGGCGGUGAAGAAGCUGUUCUCGUGAUAUGGCAGCUGCACUCUGGAAAGAAGGAGUUUGUACCCCGAGUUGGCUCGGCCAUCAAAAGUGUUGUGGUCUCGCGCGGUUCUGCUGCUGAGGAAGAGUACCUUCUUGGGUUGGCGGAUGCAAGUUUUGCAUUUGUCAGUUCUGCCACGCUCGAGCUAUCACGAGUUUUUUCUCGCAUAAAACUAGACUCCGUCACGUCAAGUGCCUGGGCAUCCUCGUCCUCCGCCACACCACUUGCAGUCCAUUCGUUAUCAUCAACACUCGUUCUUCCCUCUUCUCAUCCUUCUUCACUACAAACCUACUCUCCUUCGUCAUCCAUGCUCGUUGCAGAGCUCGAGGUGUCACCUUCGAACCGAGUGUCAAAACAAGAAGACAAGAUGUUGGAGCCAUCGCGAGUAGAACGUGUGGUAAGCUCGCCGUCAGGAGAGUGGAUGGCGACUAUUGACCGGCGAGAAGGGAACGAGUCAUUCCGUGGCGAGAUAUACCUCAAGAUAUGGUGGUGGGACAAGAAAUUUGCUUUUUGGAUAUUGAAUACCAAGCUGGUGACUACUGGUGAGGAUAGAAAUGUCAAAACUUGGAGAAUACGGAGUAUCAAAGAUAAGAAGGGCAAUGUAGAAGUUUCCUGGACCUCAAGAUCGUCUUUCGGUUUCCGUUCUGAGAUGCCCAGAGACUCGGCUUGGUCACCGGAUGGCCCUCUUCUGGCUGUUGCGCUCGACGCCUCUGUGGCGUUGUAUGAUUCAAUAUCAAACGCACUUCACUUCACUAUAGUGUGUUCGGAAUGCCCAAAAAUAUCGUCCAUACACUUCAUUGGGCAUCAUGGCCAGUAUAUUGCGGUCCUUGGCGGCUCCAACCUUGUUGUCCGUGAUGGAAGACGCUCUACGCGUGGUGCGUGGUGAGAAGAGCACGUCUUUAACUCCAGUACUCUGUAUUAUAAUCAUUAUGCUACUUUGUAUAUACAUUUGUUAGAAGUUAACGUGAAUCUCAUCCCUGGCUACACGAGACAGACUCGCUGAAUCAAUAAUUAAGACAUGAGUUACACCGGUUCAACGUGGUACCUACAGGUAGCGGGUGACCGUUGGAGUAGAAAGAUUGACAAGGCAUUACCGUGGACAUGUCACAACUGUCAGCAAUGACCAUUUUGUGUCAGUGUUACGAGGAUUUUGCAGACCUUGAUUGCCGGCUGAGUAAUGUUGCGAACAGCCAUCGCAAAGCCAAGUGCAGGCAGUAGGUGACCACUUUUUUGGAGAGAUGCUGGACAUUUUUCAAUAGUUUAUCUACAAUGUAUCGUAUUUAUGAGACAUACAUGUCUUCAUCGAUAUUAGAGUCUUCUUGCAAUUUCUCGUCAUUCUGUGCAAUCGUGCCG